Trichomonas vaginalis G3 is the source of this 852-nucleotide messenger RNA. Its product is annotated as phage tail repeat-like family. The record is from RefSeq and is a predicted model, not a curated record. NCBI's taxonomy places the organism in Eukaryota, Parabasalia, Trichomonadida, Trichomonadidae. The annotation marks the transcript as partial. The transcript has a single exon.
AUGCAAGCUCUAAAUAAGAACACAACAAACUUUUCAAACUAUUCUAAGAUAUCUGAGUCAUUGAAAGAAGGAAACUUAAAACUGACAUUAAACCCAAUGACAGAUGAGUUUCUAUUUCAAGACAAGAAGAACAAUACUGUCUGUAUAAAUCCAACAAAAGGAACUUUAAACGAGAAACCUAUAAAUGAACUUCUUUUGAAAGCAGAUGUUGACAACAAAGCUGACAAAGAAUAUGUAGACGAUGCAAUAGCAAAAGAAGAAGAAAGAGCUAACAAUGCUUAUGCAACAAAAGAACAUACUCAUCCUGAACUAGCAGACAAAACAUAUGUUGACAAUAAAAUGUCAAGUGAAGUGACGAGAGCUGAAAACGAAUAUUCUAAAAGGACUCAUACACAUACCAUUGCAAAUAUUACAAACUUACAAGAAACCUUAAACAGGAAAAGUGCCGUUGGACAUACACAUACAUCUUCUGAAAUAACAGACUUAAACGUUAGCCUUGAAAAGAAAGCAGACAAGAACCAUACACAUACAAGUUUUACAACUGUUGCUAUAGAAAGUAUUGAAGGAACGGUUGAAGAAACUGGUGGGGAUGCAAUAUAUUGUAAACCUCCUAACUUUCCACAAGGUUUAACAUCGGAUGACGACAUAACGACGAUGAGAAACAUUAGAUGUAAAGAUGUUUAUGUCAUGAAGGAUGAACAUAAUAUUAAAUUCACUGCUCAAGAUUUAUAUGACAAGAAAGCAGACAAAACAGAGCUUCAAACAUUAAAGACAGAAAUGCUUCAAACAUUAUAUCCUAUAGGCUCUAUUUAUACGUCAAUGAACUCUACCAGACCAGAAACAGUUCUGGGU